AUAUAAAUUUCUUCCCCGUGAAAUAAUAGCCGAUCUCGAUGGAACAAUUGCCGUCUACUUCACAGCCCUCGGAGCCGCCGCCGGCGUCCACUACAUCCGCUACGGUCGCCGUCGCUACUGCUUCACUCCCACCGCCUACAGCCACAACAAGCGCAUUUCCGAACCCUAACGCUAACCCUAACCCAAAUCCCUCACCCUCCCCUAAACCUCCAACUACGGCACAAUCGCAGCAGCAACCCACGAAUUCCCAAUCGAGGCCGUCGUUCAAUACCAGACCAUGGCAGCAGCCGGCGUAUUCACAUUUUUCUCUCCCCUCUCCCCCCCUUCCUUCUUCUUCGGCUUCAACCUCCGCCGGGUCCGCCGCUCCGCAGCCUCCUCGCGGCGGAGUGGCCAUUGGUGUCCCCGCUCAUGCCCCUUCCGCUCCUUCCCCUGCGCCUACAUCGUUUUCUUCACUCAAUUCUCCAUCUUACGGACAACAAUCCCAGAUAAGGCAAUCAAUCCAAGGAAUAGGAAUGACAGGUGCGCUUGGAACAACAACCUCAAUGAGACCAGGAGUUCCUUCUCAUCAUUUGAGACCUUCUCAGUCAUCUCUCAGACCACAGACUAACCCGAGUAACCAAUCUCCUGUUGCGCAGAAUUUUCAAGGACAUGGCAUGAUUAGAGCUUCAUCAUUGGGAUCGCCUGCUUCGCCAUCACCUAGUGGUUCUCAGAGUUCACAGGCCCAGAAUCAGCCAUGGUUGUCUUCAGGAACCCAAUCAAAACCUCCCUUACCUACUCAAUCCCAUCGACCGCAAGUGAGCCCUCAAUCAUUUCAACAAAGGUCCCACAUUCAGCAACAUCACCCUAACAUGCCUACCACCCCUCAGCAACAGCCAGGUGGUUCCAGCCAGCAGGCACCACAAGUAUCAACGUCAGGCCAGCCACAGGAUCACUACAGCCCACAAUUUCCACCUCCCAGGAUGCAGCAGUCCAUAACUCAACAAUUGUCCAGGGGAGGAGUAUUAGGAAGCCAAAGACCACCUCUGGGCCUGACACAAUCAAGUUCAUUACCCCCAGUAGCUCCAAACAAAAGUUUGGUAGCAGAUGCUGAAGAAUCUUCUAAUAGAAUUGUUAGCAAACGGAGUAUUCAGGAGAUAGUAAACCAGAUUGAUCCAUCAGAAAAAUUAGACCCUGAGGUUGAAGAUAUUCUCGUUGAUAUUGCUGAAGACUUCAUGGAAUCAAUCACAACAUUCGGCUGUUCCCUGGCCAAGCAUAGGAAAUCAACCACUUUAGAAGCGAAGGAUAUACUCUUACAUCUUGAAAGGAACUGGAACAUGAGUCUUCCUGGAUUUGGCGGCGACGAGAUCAAGACUUACAAGAAACCUAUUGUUACUGAUGUCCACAAGGAGCGGGUUUCUGUAAUAAAGAAGUCAAUUGUAGCCGGUGAUAAGAGCUCAGGCGGAUUGUCUGGUGGGAAUGCAAAAACUAAUCUAGCAAAAGGACCUGCCAAUAUCAUCGGUUCCCCUCCUAAUCCUAAGAUAUGAGAAGCUUCUUGAGAUGCCUAAUGGAAGCAAACCUUUUUACCCUUUCUGCUUUAUUCAAUUCUGCAGUUCUCGACUCCUUGAGUACUACUUACUACCACUUCUGGAGAGCACUUCACUUUGUGGUUGAAAACAGAUGCCUUCCGAAUUCAAGAUCUCAAACAGUGAGUGAAAUGUAUGGUGCAGCUUGAGAAGAAUGGAUGGAAUGGAGAUCGAGAGGCCGGGGUAAUUCCUGCAUAUGGAUUUCUUCCUAUCGACCUUUUUGGAUGAGGUAUUUAUCCUGAUUCUGCAGUUUUUUUUAUAAAAAAAAACAUCUGAAUUGUCCAAUUACUUGUUGAAUGUGGGACUUUAAUUGGUCAUGUUAUUAGCACAAGUCUAAUUUAUUGGUUUGUACAAUGAGGGUUGGUUGCCCUAUGUUAGACAGUGUGAGUUUCUUCGACUGGGCUGAGAAUGGCACACUAGGAUAGUAUUAAUUUUAGUAGUUUCUACUGGGUUUGUUAUUUGAGUUAAACGGUUGUUGUACACAAUAUUUUAUGAAAAAUGUGUAUUUAACAUUUUUGUAGGGAACUA
Andrographis paniculata is the source of this 2090-nucleotide messenger RNA. Its product is annotated as transcription initiation factor TFIID subunit 12. Gene Ontology annotation, molecular function: protein heterodimerization activity; DNA binding; TBP-class protein binding. Lineage: Eukaryota; Viridiplantae; Streptophyta; Magnoliopsida; Lamiales; Acanthaceae. The coding region runs from base 39 to 1523 and encodes 494 amino acids. Gene Ontology annotation, biological process: DNA-templated transcription initiation; RNA polymerase II preinitiation complex assembly. The transcript has 9 exons. Gene Ontology annotation, cellular component: transcription factor TFIID complex; SLIK (SAGA-like) complex; SAGA complex. The record is from RefSeq and is a predicted model, not a curated record.